Pseudopipra pipra is the source of this 3192-nucleotide messenger RNA. RefSeq names its product potassium calcium-activated channel subfamily N member 1 (gene KCNN1). NCBI's taxonomy places the organism in Eukaryota, Metazoa, Chordata, Aves, Passeriformes, Pipridae. The coding region runs from base 390 to 2003 and encodes 537 amino acids. The transcript has 10 exons. Gene Ontology annotation, biological process: potassium ion transmembrane transport. The record is from RefSeq and is a predicted model, not a curated record. Gene Ontology annotation, cellular component: plasma membrane; neuronal cell body; neuron projection. Gene Ontology annotation, molecular function: small conductance calcium-activated potassium channel activity; calmodulin binding.
CACUGCCCUGCCGGGGGGGACGCGGGGGCGUGGGGCGGGGAAGCCCCCGGCCCCCCCCGCGCCGCGGCUCCCGCACGCCGCCGCCGCCAGUGCAGCCGCUCCGCCGCGCCGAGAGCCGCCCGCGCCCGCCGCCCCCGCGCCCCGGCACAUGCCCCCGCCGCCCCCCGGGCCCCCCGGCGCCCCCCGACCAUCCCCGUAGCGCGGGGGCCGUGGCAAGCGUGGAGGGAAGCCCAUGGCCCCCGGACCCCCAGGCCCCCCCCGCACCCAGCCCCGGCCCCGCAGCCCCUAACGCCCCGAGGACCCCCCCGGCCGGCCCCGGGGAGCCCGAGCAGGUCGCCCCCGCGCCGCUGAGCCAUGCGGGAUCGCCCGGCCCCCUCCCCGCCAGAGCCAUGAGCGGCUGCCGGUACAAUGGGGGGGUGACACGGCCCCGGGGCCCCCUGAGCGCCUCCGCCCGCUCCCUGCACCCGCUCGAGGGGGAGACCCAGCCCCUGCGGCCCUGCCCGUCCCCCGGCCUCGAGGUGGUGGUGUCGCGGCCGGAGCAGCCCGGGGGUCCGGAGCCCGGCCCGGCGGCGGCCCCGGGGCAGGAUGGGGCUGAGGAGCGGGGAGGGGAACCCCGGAGGAACCAGAACAUCGGGUACAAGCUGGGCCACCGGCGAGCCCUCUUCGAGAAGCGGAAGCGCCUCAGCGAUUACGCCCUGAUCUUCGGGAUGUUCGGCAUCGUGGUCAUGGUCACGGAGACGGAGCUGUCCUGGGGGGUCUACACCAAGGAGUCGUCGUAUUCGUUUGCACUGAAAUGCCUUAUCAGCCUCUCGACCCUCAUCCUCCUGGGGCUCAUCGUCAUGUACCACGCCAGGGAGAUCCAGCUGUUCAUGGUGGACAACGGCGCCGACGACUGGCGCAUCGCCAUGACCUACGAGCGCAUCUUCUUCAUCGCGCUGGAGCUCAUCGUGUGCGCCAUCCACCCCAUCCCCGGGCAGUACCUGUUCACCUGGACCGCCCGCCUGGCCUUCACCUACGCCGCCUCCGUGGCUGACGCCGACGUGGACAUCAUCCUGUCCAUCCCCAUGUUCCUGCGGCUCUACCUGAUCGGGCGCGUGAUGCUCCUGCACAGCAAACUCUUCACCGACGCCUCGUCCCGCAGCAUCGGGGCCCUCAACAAGAUCAACUUCAACACCCGCUUCGUCAUGAAGACCCUCAUGACCAUCUGCCCUGGCACCGUCCUGCUGGUGUUCAGCAUCUCCUCCUGGAUCAUCGCCGCCUGGACCGUCCGCGUCUGCGAGAGGUACCACGACAAGCAGGAGGUGACCAGCAACUUCCUGGGGGCGAUGUGGCUGAUCUCCAUCACCUUCCUGUCCAUCGGCUACGGGGACAUGGUGCCGCACACCUACUGCGGGAAGGGCGUCUGCCUGCUCACCGGCAUCAUGGGCGCCGGCUGCACCGCGCUGGUCGUGGCCGUGGUGGCCAGAAAGCUGGAGCUCACCAAAGCGGAGAAACACGUCCACAACUUCAUGAUGGACACGCAGCUCACGAAGCGGGUGAAAAAUGCUGCUGCCAACGUACUCAGGGAAACGUGGCUCAUCUACAAACACACCAAGCUGGUGAAGAAGAUCGACCAUGCCAAAGUUCGGAAACACCAGCGUAAGUUCCUCCAAGCCAUCCAUCAGCUGAGGAGUGUGAAGAUGGAGCAGCGGAAGCUCAACGACCAGGCCAACACUCUGGUGGACCUGGCCAAGACCCAGAACAUCAUGUACGACAUGGUCUCGGAGCUGCAGGAGCGCCACGAGGACCUGGAGAAGCGACUGGGAGCCCUGGAGAGCAAACUGGAGGCGCUGGGGCUGAGCCUGCUGGCCCUGCCCGGGCUGGUGAGCCAGGCCCUGGGCCAGCAGCAGAGGGAGCUCCUGGGGGCUUGGCCCCCCCGGCUCUGCUCGGCCACGGCCCCCUGCACCCCCACCCGCGCCCCCCGCGCCCCUGCCGGUGCCCCCCCCGCCUCUGACAGCGGGUGAGGGGAUGGGGGGUGCUGGGGGCACCCCCGGGUGCCCUUUUACAACCUCCUCCACCCCCUUGGACGGCGGGUGAUGGGGAGGGGGCUGUGGGGGCACCCCUGGGUCUUCCUCUGUCACCUCCUCCCUCUUCGGACAGCGGGUGAUGGGGGGGGCACCCCCAAAGUCCCUUUGCACCCCCACCCCCACCAUGGACAGCGGGUGACGGGGUGGGGGGGUUAUGGGGGCACCCCCAAAGUCCCUUUGCACCCCCACCCCCACCAUGGACAGCGGGUGACGGGGUGGGGGGGUUAUGGGGGCACCUGCAGGUCCCCCUUUGUCACCCCCCCACCUCCUCAGACAGGGGUUGGUAGGGAGGGGGGUGCGUGAGGGGGGGGCACAGGUCCCCCUCUGUCACCCCCCCCACCUCCUCGGACAGCGGGUGAUGGGGAGGGGGGGUCUGGGGGGGCCCCUCUUAUGUCUGGCCAUCGUGUGGCUGAUUUCAGUAGCUUUGUUCUGUAAAGCCCUGUAUAAAUUUCCUGCGUUCACUGUGCUGGCUUGAGGCUGGAGCCCCCCCCAGAGCCCCCCCUGCCCCCCCCGGCCGGGUGGGAGCUGAGCCCCAGCCUCCAGGAGGGCUUUUUGGGGGGGUGGGAUGCAGCAACCGCUGCACUGGGGGGGCUGGAGCAGCCCUGGGAGGGGGGGCAGAGGGACAGGGGGGAGAAACCAGGAGCCCUGAGUGUUGUGAGGGGGGGUUUGGGGGCUGCCCCCCGGGUGUGGAGGGGGUGGAGGUUUGGGGACAGGGUAGGGGGACGCCUGGGGGGUCUUGCCCGGAGGGUGCGGAGCGGGGAGAGACCCCCGUGGUGAGAGCAGGGCUGAGCCCCAGCGUGGAGGAUUUCGGGGGUGGGGGGGUGUCUCUGUUCCUGGCUCUGCCACGAAGUGACCUUGGCGAAGUCACGUCACCUCUCUGUGCCUCAGUUUGCCCCGUCUGUAAAAUGGGGGGGGUGGGAGGUGGGGGGGACGCGGCACCGACCGUCGCAGAGCACUGGGAGACUCCUGGAUGCAAUACCGAGCCCGGCCCCCCCCGGGGGUGGGCGAGGACCCUCUGCCGGGACCCCCACAGCCCUGCACCCCCCCGGGGCCGGUCCUGCUCCCCCCCGCCGGGGGAGGGGGGUCGGGGGGGGCUGAGGCGCAAAUUAAAGGAGCCUGAACUGGA